Molecule: messenger RNA, 582 nt
Organism: Closterium sp. Naga37s-1
Lineage: Eukaryota; Viridiplantae; Streptophyta; Zygnematophyceae; Desmidiales; Closteriaceae
Source: the annotation of a GenBank genome assembly
AUGGACGAGGAGAAUUUGGGGUGGCGGUCGCACUGGGGCUUUAAGCUCAUUGUUGCUGCCACCAUUGUUGGGGUCGCGAUUAACGCGUUUCCUCUCAUGGGAGACUCGCUUAUCCGCCAUUCCAUCGCUCUCCUCAGGGCCAAGGACCCUUUCCUCAGGCGAUCGGGAGCGUACCGCCUCGCCUUCAUUGCCUCCAAUGAUGAGACUCGCAUGAAAAUCAUGGAAGCUGGAGCUCUUCCACACCUCCUGCUCCUCCUCGAAUCCCCUUUUCACCACACUGAAGCAACCCCUCAUCCUUCCUCCCCUCCUCUUGCAAAUCCUCCUCCUCUUGCCCCUCCUCCACUCGGCGCCCCUCCUCUUUCGCCUUCUGAAAAGCGCACGGUCAAGGAAGCACUCACCUGCCUCACCCACCUGGCUCAAUCAGACGCAGCAGCGCACGCCAUGGUUGCAGCCGGUGCUGUAGCAAGACUGCAGCAAGCAGCAGAUUGCAUCACACUUCGAAAAGGCGAUCAGCUGGACAAGCUCCUAGGGCCGUUGGAUGCUCUUGUUUCCCACCUUGUCUCUGCUGGUGUAACCAGUUAG